This is a messenger RNA of Boleophthalmus pectinirostris (great blue-spotted mudskipper), 1551 nucleotides long. It is a transcript of the gene neurod4, whose product is annotated as neuronal differentiation 4. The transcript has 2 exons. The coding region runs from base 112 to 1164 and encodes 350 amino acids. Lineage: Eukaryota; Metazoa; Chordata; Actinopteri; Gobiiformes; Gobiidae. Gene Ontology annotation, molecular function: protein dimerization activity. The record is from RefSeq and is a predicted model, not a curated record.
GGGACACGGAGCUACGAGAUUAACGCGACCCUCAAGGACCGAACAUAACUGCACUUCAGGGAAAAGUCUCACAAUUUACCGGGCACUGGGGGCACAGCAGAAACGAUCAAUAUGAUGACCAAAAGCUUUGGUAAAAGUGAUGUCAAUGAGCUGGUCAGUUCUCUCAGCUGGUUGGAAGAGGAUGGCAGCUCUCAGGAUGGUGACGAGAGCCCAGAGAUGAGAGGACGACUUGGCCUUACUUUAGCCAGUCGGAUGCACUCCUGCACUGAACUGGGCAGUGAGGACAUGGAGGAGGAAGAGGAGGAAAAUGAUGAUGACAUUGGACCAAAUGGAGAAAAUUCUCCCAAACGCAGGGGCCCUAAGAAGAAGAAGAUGACCAAAGCAAGACAGGAGAGGUUUCGUGCCCGAAGGAUCAAGGCCAAUGCACGGGAGCGUUCCCGAAUGCAUGGGCUAAAUGAUGCUCUGGAUAAUCUGCGCCGAGUCAUGCCCUGCUACUCUAAGACCCAAAAACUGUCCAAGAUUGAGACACUGCGGCUGGCCCGCAACUACAUCUGGGCUUUGUCCGAGGUGCUGGAGAGUGGCCAGUCUCCAGAGAGCCACGGCUUUGUGGAGAUGUUGUGCAAAGGCUUGUCUCAGCCCACCAGUAACCUGGUGGCGGGCUGCCUUCAGCUGGGCUCCAGUCCUAUGAUGCUCAACAAACUAGAGGAGAAGUGUGGCUCAAAUCUGGCCGCUGUUACAAGCCAGGCUCAUACACUCAGUUUCCCAUCGCCAGGCCUCCCAAGCCCCCCGUACGGAUCCCUAGAGGCCUCACACCUCCUCCAGAUGAAAGGUUUCAAGGGGCCAGCCUAUGACAACCCCUCCUCAACAGAGUGCAGCAGCGGGACGCCUCCAUAUGAUGGGCCCCUCACUCCCCCUCUGAGCAUCAGCAGUAACUUCCCUCUGAAGCAGGAGCCCUCUCCCCAUGACUCAGACAGGAACUUCAGCUCACACCCGGGGCACCAUGCCCACUACCUCUCCUCACACCACUACUCCUCAUCCAGCAGCCUGACUGGACAUCAGGGACACUCAAUCUUUCAGGCAUCCCGCUUUGAGCUGCCUCUGGAUGUGGCCUUUGACUCUUUUGCUCCCUCUCACUUAGUCCCCUCUCAGAUGGGAUCUAUCUAAAACUGUGUGGGACUGUCAAAUUAUAAAUGAUUAUAACUGCUAAACACUUGAGACAUAAACUAGAACUUUUUACAUUCCUCUUUGAUGAGCACAAACUCAAAAAGCUCACCUCAGUCUAACCUACCUGAUAAAACACCCCACAAAUUUUAAGAUUUUAUUUAUUGAUUUUGUUAAAAUGAUAUGUUGGAUUUUGAAUAUUUUCUGUUGUUGGAGCUAAUGAUAAAAUGACCAAAUGUUUUAAAUGGAGGUUUUAAAAAGUCACUCUCUUUAAACCUGACUUGGAGCCUGCUGACAUUGUUCCGUUCACCAGAACAAGAGCAAUGCAUUUAUUUAUAUCCGUAUUUAAUAUUUAUUUUUGAAACUGUCUUGUUCUUUUUGUAUUUCUCA